AUGACCAUUGGUCAGGACAUGGAAUCCGCUGGACUAGUUGAGCCAUUCUCGGAAGGGGAAAUUUGGAGAGUUGUUAAGGAAAGUGAUGGUAACAAGGCGCCAAGACCAGAUGGAUUUGACAUGUUGUGCUUUCAAAAAUGUUGGAAGGUGUUUAAGAAGGAUAUCUUGAAGUUCUUCAAUGAAUUCUAUGCUAAUGGGUGUUUGGCUAAAGGUAUUAACAACUCUUUCAUAACACUGAUUCCUAAGAAAGAUUGUCCAGAUGGAGAAUCCCAAUCUGCGUUUAUUGGUGGUAGGAGCAUUUUGGAUGGGGUGUUAAUUUCCAAUGAAGUUGUGGAUUGGUGCAAAAAGAAAAAGCAGAAGGGGUGGAUAAAGGAAUGUCUGCAUUCAUCUAGAGUUUCAAUCCUUGUUAAUGGCUCACCCACUACUGAAUUUAGUCAUGAAAAAAGACUAAGACAAGGGGAUCCAAUGUCACCUUUUCUCUUUAACAUUGUGGCAGAAGGGUUGAAUAUGUUUUUCGAAAGGGCUAAAGCAUUGGGGCAGAUCAAAGGAGCUGUUGUAGGUCAUGGGCAAAUUAUUGUCACUUAUCUGCAAAUUGCAGAUGAUACAGUGGUGUUCUGUAAGGCUGAGGAGCAGGAAGUUUUGAAUGUCAAAAGAAUUCUGAGAUGCUUUGAGGUGAUGUCUGGCUUAAGGAUCAACUUUCAUAAAAGUCAUGUUUGGGCAAUUGGAAUACAGAAGAAGGUUUUGGCUGAUUUUGCUGUGCAAUUGAACUACCAGAAUCAAAAGUUGCUGUUCAUGUAUCUGGGUUUGCCACUUGGUGCCAGCCCAAAGAAGAGGAGCACUUGGUUGCCUGUGAUCAACAAAUUCAAAUCUAAGCUUGCUUCUUGGAAGAGAAAAUCACUUUCUUUUGGGGGAAGGUACUUGUGGAGAGGGUCAGAAAUUAAAAAGAAGCUUCAUAUGGUAAAGUGGGAGAAUGUUACCAUAAAGAAAAGUUUGGGAGGGCUGGGUAUUAAAAGGUUGAUGGAUUUUAAUGUUGGGAACGGGAUGAGGGUUAGUUUUUGGGAGGAUCCAUGGGCAUCUAACAGAUGUUUAAAGGAUGAGUUUCCCAAACUCUGUGACCUAUCAGUAGACAAAGAAGUUAAUCUUAAACAGAUAAUUAACAAGAGAACUAGAUCAGCUGGGUGGUCCUUUAAUUUUAGGAGAAGUCUGAGGGCUUGGGAGGAUGAUGAAGUGGAAAGAUUAAGAUCCUAUCUUACUUCACUUGGGCCCAUUUUGUCAGAUAUAGAUGAUUCUCUAGUUUGGAAUGCCUCAUCUUUAGGUAUGUUCACUAUAAAUUCAGCUUACUGUAUGAGUGAUAUGCGUCAAGGGUUGGGGUCAGCUAGGUGGAUCUAG
This is a messenger RNA of Camellia sinensis, 1389 nucleotides long. The record is from RefSeq and is a predicted model, not a curated record. Lineage: Eukaryota; Viridiplantae; Streptophyta; Magnoliopsida; Ericales; Theaceae.